AUGUUAGAUCAAACCCAUGUUUACGAAACUCGUAGCGGUUACCUUGCUGAACUAAUUUCCAAGCAACGGAGGAAAGAUCAAACGCUUGAUGGACGGCUCAGUUCUGCUGGUUGGACCAAGGUCACUACUCAGUUCAACGAGAAGUACCCUGGGUCAUUUGCUAAGGCUCUUCUGAAAGAUCAUUUUGACUGCCUGGAGAAGAAGCGCAGUGCCACUCGGCAAGGCCUCCAAAGCGCAAUCAGCGGGGAUUUUGGUGAUACAUCAGUUCUGAUGAGCAGCGCAGAGAUGCUCAGCGGGGUGAUGAAUCUCGAUUAUGGUCAUCCUGGCGAUCAUGGUUUCUCCGUGCCAGAGCUCUCAAACUCCGUACCUUCAACAUCGCUUUCAACACCCACUCCCACGCCCAAGCGAAAGCAGUCCAACAUUCAAUCUCAAUCCAGAAAGAGAUACAAGGAGCCGAAAGACGACAAACCCUACAGUGUCAGGGUUCGCAGAAAUUCAAACCCAGAACAUGAGCUGAAAUUGAUGUUGAGAUACAGACAUGAUCUCGCCAUCUAA
Melampsora larici-populina 98AG31 is the source of this 555-nucleotide messenger RNA. RefSeq lists its product as uncharacterized. Lineage: Eukaryota; Fungi; Basidiomycota; Pucciniomycetes; Pucciniales; Melampsoraceae. Bases 1 to 555 code for a protein of 184 amino acids. The record is from RefSeq and is a predicted model, not a curated record. The transcript has 4 exons.